UUGCUGCUGCUGCUGCUACUGCUGCUUCUUUUGGAAAAUCUUUUCCUCACCAACAAUGGGAAGUUGAGAAAUAAACACUGCAGCAAGCAAAAUCUGUGUAAUAUAACAGUUGCAGAACAGACUGCUGUGGGGGUGUGGAAGGGGAAAACCAACUUUCAUUUUUAUUUUUUUGUCCCAAUCAUGGUCUGUAUAACAAGGUGGGAUCAUACAGCUCAGCAUGUGAUGGCUAUUCAAAAGUUGACUCCAUGGCAGCUCUAAUCAUGUGGAAGUUCAGUCACUGACUACAUGAUGAAUCAAGCCUGCCUGCACUUGACUACAUGAUGAAUCAAGCCUGCCUGCACUUCCUAAUGACGGAAAGCAGUGUUCAAUAUGAAAUUAUUGAGCUUAGCAGAGAGCAAGUCUUGCCUGAAGCUUCACUUCUUCUGCAAAGGGACAGGAAAUAUGAAAUGGGACAGCCAGGAUCCAAAGAUCACGUAGGCCGAAGUUUAUCAACUCUUGACAAACAGUAAAUUAGAGGCUUGUGAUGGAGCUGUUGCCACGAGUACCCUGAAUUGUCAGAAGGUUGGACAUUUGGGCAAGUUGCUGCCUCUAUGCUACCAGGUUUUUGCAGCAUAGACAUUGCUCCCUCUGUCUGGAACAGCUCUGCAGGGCUUUUUUUCCCUCCUCCUCCUUGCUUCUCAUGCUUGAUUAUUUCCUGACUCUGCAGUGGGAUGGGUCUGCUGCAAAAGAUUCUGGUUCUUUUUGCAGGACUGAUCUUGGCCUUCUUUUUUUAUUCGGGAAAUGAAGACUUUAAGCCGGAAAUGCUGAAAGGGAAGCGUGUGAUUGUUACUGGGGCAAGCACUGGAAUCGGUGAGCAGAUGGCAUACCACCUGGCACGCAUGGGCUCCCACAUACUGAUCACUGCGCGAACAGAAGCCAAGCUCCAGAAAGUGGUUGCUCAGUGCUUGGAGCUGGGGGCAGCAUCUGCCAGCUACAUAAAUGGCAGCAUGGAAGACAUGGCAUUCGCUCAGUCUGUGGUGAAGAAAGCAGAGGAAUUGUGGGGAGGUCUCGAUAUGCUUAUUCUGAAUCAUGUUAGCCCUGCCUUCUUAAGCUAUUUCAACAGUGAUGUUGCGUAUAUGCAAAAGGUCCUGAAUAUCAAUUUCUUAAGCUAUGUGACCAUGACAGUUGCAUCUCUUCCCAUGCUUAAGAACAGCGGAGGAAGCAUCGUAGUGGUUUCAUCCUUGGCAGGCAAAGUUGCAUUCCCAUUCACUGUUUACUAUUCUGCAACAAAAUUUGCCCUGGAUGGGUUUUUCAGCUCCUUGAGGCAAGAAUUUGCCAUGAAGAACACCAACGUUUCCAUCACACUCUGCGUCCUUGGACUCAUCGAUACAGAAACGGCCAUGAAAGCAAUUUCUGGAGUGGUCCAGAUCUCUGCAGCACCAAAGGAGGAAUGUGCACUGGAAAUCAUUAAGGGAGGAGCCCUGCGCCAAAGGGAGAUUUAUUAUGAAUAUUUAUCUACAAGAAUCCCUUUAUUGAUCCGGGACUGGGCUCCAAAUCUCCUGGAUUAUAUCAUUCAGAGGAAUUAUAAUGUUGAAAAACUGAAAGAUUAACUGCUCUUUAGCUUUUCUUAUUUUAUAUAUUAGCCACAUUGAGUCCCUGUCAGGGAAAAAGGCGGGGUAUAAAUAAAUAUAAUAGCACCUAGAACUUAAGAGCACUGAGAACUUAGUGCACUUGGAAAUAAAGCUCUGCCCAAAUUUCAGAUUUGGCACCCACAUACAAAAAUCAAAUGUGAAAAUUUGAAGUCUUUGGGGUUCAUUUUUGACAGAGCUAGUUUUGCUGAUAAAAAGGUAAAGUUAUAGGUCUGUAUCCAAAGAUGUCACUCAACCGACUGUAAGUCUUCCAUUGACAGAGGAGGGAAGGGAGCGCUUUUUAUGACAGCACCCCCUCCCAAUCUGCAUUCCCCCUCCCAAUCUGCUGUGAGACCCUUCAGAGUAGAUUUAGGGAGGCAUGGGGAUUAGAAGAAGGAAAUUGAUUUCCUUACUAUAUCACUUAUGGAAGCCUUGUUGUCAGUUGAGAAACGACGAUUGAUACAUCCCAUGAGGUUUUGCACUUUAAAAAAUAAACCAACAGAGAAACACUGUACUACCUAAAUCCAUAUUUGAAAAUGUUGUAAAAAAAUGUGUCAGGGAAAUAUAAAGUUGAUUUCUUGCAAGAAAUUGUCUCCAAAAUUUUAGCUCUAGCUGCCCAGAAUGGGUACAAGGAGACGUAAAAUUAAAGCUAUAUGUAAAUAUGUCUUUAUAUUGCUUUCCCUCCAGAAAAAAAGACAUUAUUUCGUUUUUAAAACCUGAUCUUUAAAGUUAUAACAUACAUAUUAUGCUACUGAUUUUAUUAAGGGAUGGUUUUGUAUUUAUGGCCUUUUAAGCAAUGUUUUUUGUGCAUCCAAUGGCUCCCCCAUCUGGUGGAUUAGAUUCACAGGCAUCACAUUGAUCUGAACACAUGCCAGCGAGCUGAAACUAGGGCAUGGCAGCUCUUGAAACCAUGCUGUGCUUUAAUAUAUUGCUUCUGCGUAAGAAUUGUCUACUUUUAAAACUACUGUUAUAUAA
Molecule: messenger RNA, 2582 nt
Organism: Podarcis muralis (Common wall lizard)
Lineage: Eukaryota; Metazoa; Chordata; Lepidosauria; Squamata; Lacertidae
Source: RefSeq, a predicted model, not a curated record